AUGGAGAAACUUAUCCAUCAAAUGCAGGAUGAGAAGACUGGAGUGCCCAUUAGAACUGUAAAGAGUUUCAUGUCCAGAAUUCCUAGUGUUUUUACAGGUGAACGGCAGUUUUAAAAUACUAGUAGUUAAACAAAAUAAUGAAUAUUUUGUAAAUUGGAGAUGUAAUUUUCAUGGGUUAGAGUGGAACAGAAGAGCAUUUGAAAUCUGUAUGUUGAUAUAUUACUGUCAAACCUCUUAUGGCCUGCACCUCUCCACAACGGCCUCCUUUCUACAACAGCUACUUUUUUGGUGGACAUUUCAUACAUUGACUCUUGUUUAAACCUCUCUACAACAACCACUUUCUUGUGCCCAAGGUGGUCAUUGUGGAGACUGAGGUUCCUUUGUAUAUAAGAGCUUAGGAGCUGUUUUGGAAUAAUGCAUGUCUAGGGAUCUAACUGAAUGCAUCCUUCUUGUAAUUCCUACAUGUGCGCAUGGUCUGUUUUCUUAGGUGAGUUUUACAUUACAGCUGUCUUCCUCAAGUAUAGUAAAAAUAAAUUAAAGUGGAAAGCAUAACCCUUUAAGCCCCGAGAUCCACAUACAAAUUCUCCAGACUGAUCUCCAUUCAUUUCUUUCAAGAAUAGUUGAGAGAAUUUAGUUUACGAUCAAAGCAUUCUCCCUUUGAUAAUCAAUUUAGUAAUUCUCAUAACCUUUACUCUUGUUCAUCCGCUGAUGUUGUUAGGAGGAAAUUGAUGUUGGUCGCUCUUGUGACCUAAAGGGAUAAAGGGGCGAGGAUAUUGCUGUUUUAGAUCAAUUCUGUACUGAAGUCGUUACUUUAAGUUCCUUUACCCAUACACAAAAUGCUCUAUUAGAAGAAGAUAUCAAACACGUUUGAUCAGGAAGCAAUACGCAUAAUUAUUAUACAUUGUACUCACUAUCUGUCUUCUCACUGGCUAACAGCCUACAGCUAAUUUUGGAAAUCAGGUCAACCUACAGAGUAGUCGGUUAUCUGCUAGCAAAUAACUGACUAAUCUGUAGGUUGCGCACGCAAUGCAUGAUUUCCAAUAACCACAUCAAUUUAGGUUCCUUGCGACGGUGUGUUUGUCGUUAUUUUCUUCCAAACAAUGUAUAAUAAAAAUCUUCACAGUGUUUAAUCAAGUUUGGGCUUAUAGAAUUUAAUGUCACAGUUUUUCAAUGACCAUGAAAUUCAGAAUCCAGGUAGCUAGUUAAUAAUAUUAAUUGUGACCCUGAAAAAAUUUGAAGGAAAAAAAAACUACGAAGUUUUCAGAAAAUGGUUUUGUCAUGAGAAGGACUCUUAAACGCUGACAAACAAAUAACUAAAACUAUAAUUUCUAUAUGUUUACAUCGCGCGCAAUUAAAAGGCCCUAAAGCUUUUUGCUGACUUGCAAGGACCUAACGUUAUUCUCGGUUUUCACAUGACGUCACCAUAAUUCAAACUAAGAAACUACAGCUUCUUCUGAGUUUCUACUUUCGUGUGAUAUUAGAGCACCUUAAAACCUUCAUACAAACAAAUUUUCGGUUCUAAAGGCUCCUUUGUUUUGCGAUACAGGACGCCUGAAUUUCCACGCUUUUGCAUGACUCGUCAUUGUGGGUUAAAAACAUUACGGAUUUUUGGACAUUUUGCUAUCUAAACAUUCCUUGUAUUAGAAUGAAUAUAACUUUAAUCUUUAUAAGUUCCUCAAGCGAAGAAUUCACACAUAAGUAGCAAAUCUCAAAAACAGAUGUUUCUGUUGGUUUCCGGCGGCUAUAUUUGUGCCCCUGAAAGGGACACAAACAUGGCGUCUCCAUACAAAGCUUUACAAAUUUGGGUAAAACGUUUUUCCGAAUAUCUCGCAUAUGAACUGUUGCAUAGACUUAAGUAAUUCUUGGCAAGGCUUUUUGUAUAUUUAUCUUCUUUCAUUUCCCAGAUUCUAGACUUUCUGUAUUAAAAGGUUUCCAUUUUUAUUUCUGCUUCCUCACGUGAGUGAAAACAGAGAAUAAAGAUCUCCAGAAUAAAGAGAUAAAUCUCACUGUUUAUUAGAUCUAAUCAAGUAAAGUUUGCUUAUCAUUUUCACAUAAAUUAUGACCUAAAUUUGCAAACCGCUGAAUUUCUCGCAUUAGGUCUUUGCAAUUUUGGUGAAACUCUGUUCAACCCAAGGCACUAAUGUGCACUAUACGUAGCCGAAAGAUUUUCACAAAAAAAUGCCAGCAACAGUAGAAUUUCGACUCAGACUCCAAAGAGGCCUGGCACUACAACCACAUGACAUUUACUCAGAACGGCAAAAAUUUUAUGCUAUAUUGUAGAUUGAUCUACAUGUUAUCCAUGCUAUAUGUUUGACUUACUAUCAAAGGAAAGGUGGGGAUACCAGAGAGCUUCAAAGUAGGAUGGUACCCUCACAAAAUAACUGGAUCGUGUCACCUUAAAGUCCAUAUGGACUAGGGAAUGUGCAUUUUUGUACCAUCUGUGAAAUUGCAUUUGUGUAGGUGGUCCUUGAAAAUCAAAUGUGGUCCUUGAAAAGUCCUUAAAAACUGGUUGCAUUGUUUUGUAUGAACCCUGCCAUCCUCGAAGACCCAGGAACAGUCAGUUGGGCUGGGAGAAAAGGCGCAAUGAAAGUACAGUGAAACCUCUAUUAAGCGGACACCCUCUAUUAAGCAGACACUAGGCCGGGUCCCGAAAUUAACAGCUCAUAUUUCCCUUUAUGACGAACCCCUAUUCAGUGGACACCUACACUAGGCGGACACGGGCACUUAAAUAAAUCGUAAUUGGCUAAUUUCUAUUGUUAAAAACCUCUAUUAAGUGGACAGCGGACUGAAUUGACAAUGGUAGUAUUGGCUUGCUUCCUUGAAAUACGUUCUGUAGUUGAUUAAUAAAGAUAAAUCAAUGCAUUUGGCUGUCAAUAAACUGUAGAUUAGACUGAUAUCUGGCAGUAUUAUUGUCAUCCGCGAUCAAAGUCAAAGACUGCAACGACAAUGAGAACGUCAAAAAAGCAAUAGCUUGACCAAGCAAAAUAACAACUUUGCACGUGCAUCACAUUUUUUUGUACAUUUCUGUGCCAUCACUGCAUGACUGCCAUGAGAAAAUGACAUUUUCACGUCGUAGCCGUGCAGUUAUGGCAAAGAAAUCUACAAAAAAGCACGAUGCACAUGUAGAGUUGUUGUUUUGUCAAUCUAAACCUGUUGUUUUUUGGCCGUUCUUGUUGAUGUUGCCUUCAUCGUUGCUUAAGCUCCCUAUUCAUGUUUUGAUGGAGCAACUGAAUAAAGUUCAUUUUCAUUUUGCAGGUAGUGAGCUUGUUGACUGGGUCAUGGCUAAUCUUUCGAUUGAAGACAGAGGUAGUAAAUUAACCUUGUUCAUGAACACCUUUAUUACAAAAAGAAAUGAACAGAGACACAAAUAAGGACUGGCUAAGUCAACUACAUGUUGUAAAAGCAAGGAAUAAUAAUUAUAUUGCUUCUACUAAGUUUUUGCAACCAUCCUAUAGUGUUUCAUAGUGUUCUCAAAUACUUUGUGGGAGAGCCAUUCUUGGUUAUGAGGAACUGGCUUGAAUUGCAACCUCUUGGAAGAACUUUGACCGCAUGCUCAGUAGCGGAUCUAGACCUUCAGAUAAAGGGGGCCUGGUCUCCAGUUUUGUCUAAAAAUAAGAGGGGGGGGGUAGCCUGGGCCCCUCCCCUAGAUCUGCUACUGUACAGGGUAUGCGUCACUUAGAAGGGUACAUGUGUGUGGUACAAUGCAAAGUACCCUUGCCACGCCUACCCCUGAAAAUUUUACAAAGGAACUAAAUUAAUAUCAACAACAUUUUAAGUGACUGCUUUAAUUCUCACACAGGUGCCGCAGUUCAUUUAGCUUCCCUUCUGGCGGCUUAUGGAUAUAUUUUUUCAAUUACUGAUCACCAUUUAAUGGUCAAAGACGAUGCUUCAUAUUACAGAUUUCAGGUGUGUUGAACUUUGACUGAUGAAAGAUCUUUUAAAUAUUUUCCAAGAAUAGUGAUUUAACUUUUUUUGCUUAAAUAGUGCAUUCUGCCCUAACUAUCCUGUGCUUAUUUUAGACGCCAUUCUUUUGGCUAUCAAACAAUUGGGAACCAGAGAGUGUAGAUUAUGGUAAGGUAUUAUAAUGUACUUAAAGAUAUUUCACAGCCCACUUCACAACUGAAAUAGGUCCUUGGCAGCUCGAGAUCUGCCAAAAUAACCAUUAUUAUGGUAUACAACCCUAAAUAUACCAGAGAUCAUCAUCAUCAUUAUUAUUUGCCUUGCUUCAGUACAGUGCAAGUUUACUGCUAGAUUUGUUUUGGCAAAGAGACCUCAAGAAACCACCCCAGGCUUAUAACAGAGGCCACCUCAAAUAUUAAUAUAUUUACAAGUAAAAGAAGUACUGUGCGUGUGCUGCUUGAAAAAAAUUGCUGGACCACAUGCCUUGUGGCUCAGCAAUUUUUUCCAUAUACUCCACCCUUAUAAUCGUAUGUGUCUUUCACUUUAAAGUUGGCUCUGUAGCAGAUUUGUGCGUGCUCUUUGAUUUCUAUUUGUGGUAUUGUUGUAUUCCAUAAUUGUUGCAUAAGCAAAUCAUGUGACUACAAGCUGCAUAGUCUAUAUUGUUCUCUGAAGAGCACUAUUAUUGUAAAUUACACUAGACAACUCAGUUUGUUUAACUUAAUUGUGUCAUCAAACUUGGUUGCCAAUCUGCCUAUUUGAUAUACUUGUCAUAAAUAAGCCAGUACAGUGAGGAAAUGAGGUCACAGCAGCAGAUUAAUAAAUGAUUUUAAGUGGCCCUGCUUUUAAUAAAUGAUUUUAAGUGGCCCUGCUUUUAGCCUAUAUUUUGGCUCCUGUAGCAUCAAUAGUACAUGUAGUCAAAGGUAUGUUUUAAAAUAUUUUACCCACAUUGAUCACCACAAUCAUUCUUUUUGAUAAACUCUGUUUUUGAAUUUCUAGCGGUCUAUUUGUGUAAAAGAACUAUGCAGAAUAAAUCAAGAUUAGAAUUGGAUGACUAUGAAGCGGUGAGUGAGACGUAAAUUAAUCUAGUGUACAAGUUCUGUUCUUGUCAUUUUUUGUAUUUACAUGUAGUGUUUUUUUUUAAAUUGUUGUUAUUUUUCUUUCCUUAUAAGCAGCAAGCAAAGAAAGUCGUGUCGGAUAGCCUGGGACUAGUGGAUUUUGCUAUCGGGCUAGUGACUUCUGGUCUUAAUUUGCAUGAUGGGCAAAUAAAUUUUUGGGGAAAUUCACAUACAGAAGAACUGUAAUCAAUCCUGCUCAUCAAAAAUUUUUUGGGGCUAAUCAAUAUGACUCUUGGGCUAGUACAUGCUAGCUGCAACUUGCUGAAUGGCAAGCUGUAAAACUGACUUUGCACCCUGGUGAGGCUAAAUGAUUGACUUCCUUUCAUUUGCAGGAAAAUCUAGCCAAGCUACAGAGAACACUGUCCAGGAAAUGGGAAUUUAUAUUCAUGCAAGCCGAGGCACAAGCAAGGUGACUAUUUAACCCUUUAAGCCCCAAGAUCAACAUACAAAUUCUCCAGACUGAUCUUCACCCAUUUCUUUUAAGAAUAGUUGAGAGAAUUUGGCUUAAGAUCAAAGCGAUCUCCCUUUGGUAAUCAAUUGAGUAAUUCUCAUAACCUUUACUCUUGAUGAGGGUUAACAAUUAUUCCAGGAGUGUGUGUUGGAUUUGAGAUGGCAGAUAGCCAAUGAGGCACGUAGUGGUGAGUUGGCUAUAAUCUUCUCAUAUCCAACAAGUGCAAGUGGAAUAAUUAGGGAACUUAAGAACCACGACGACGAUUUUGUCAACGACGACCGGAAGUGAGUUACAGUGUACUGCGCAAGUGCGACCAGUAAAUUUCGUCAUCGUGGUGUUGUCAACGACGCCAAACAAAGUAGAAUCACAUCGUCCUGCAAUCCACACUUCUGCCGGUAUAAAUUAACUGUUUUAAGCAAUUUUGGAAGUCAAAUUGCAUUUUCUUAUGCUCGUAAAUCCAGGUAUCGUUCCUUUUUUCUCCUAACAAGCGAUGUUGAUUGAAAAUUCGACUAAUGAAUUGAUUUUACUUCAAAGAAUGACAACAGCUGUGGAGGCCGAGCAAACGAACUCGUAAGUGAUAAAUAUAUUUGUACGUAUUUAGGUAAGGGAAAUCAUAUAUCUUUAAUAUAGAGGAAAUAAACUUUAUAUGGAAAACAGCUAUCACAUCAGAAUGUCUCUUUUUCCAAAUCUAAACUCUGACAGACACUCGGACUCGCUCAUCUCAUUCAGGUUGAAAGUUGAAUAAUCUCCGUACGGAAAGCAGGUGUUUUUCCACUCGAAAAGGUCAGACAACACAAAAAUUCUUUAUAGUCAACGAAAUUAGAUGUAUGGCUUAAAAAAUAAGAUCCUGAAUUGUUUUGCAAGACGCCGAAAAACUUUGUUGCGAACGAACAUCACAGUUUUACAUUUGUGUUUACAUUCAUGAGUGUCGUCGUCGUCGACCUACCGACCGACUGCAUCUCAAGUUUCCUUUUUCCCGUCAAAACUGACGUUCCCGUUCCAGUCUUUUCCCAGUCAACAGACGUCGUCCUUGGAACUUGGUCGUGGUUCUUAAGUUCCCUAUUGUUUUAUUAUAAACGCCCACAAAAUAUCGAGAAUUCUUCCGGACCUAUGUGUAAAAACAUCCGAUUUUCAGCUUGUUUUUAAUUUUAAGCAGAUCCUUUGGAGAGCAAGGUAUAAUGACUCAUAUACCAUGAUGGCUAAACUAAUCAGCACUCUAGAAUUGCAUAUUAUCCAAUGAUUCACUUUUUAAUAAUACCAUUAAAUCCACGAACGUUCCGCUAUUCAAAGUAUGAACACAGGAAAUCAGUUCAACCAGCUCAAGUGACCACCUUAGUGUCCAAAAUACAACAAAUCGGUUUUCAGUCAAAGCACAGUAAUGUACAUUUACGUAUGCGUAUUACCUUACUGAAAGUGUCAGUUACUUUUAGCUUUUGCAACCUCUCAUAAAUGACAAGUUCCUGAAAGUAACCACUAAAUCUUGUCAUUUUGGGUGGUCCCUUAUUGGAGGUUAGACUGUUAAUUGCAUUGUAAAAAAAAUUGCUGAAAACAUUAACCCUUUAAGCCCCAACAUCCACAUACAAAUUCUCCAAACUGGUCUUUAAACAUUUCCUUAAGGAAUAAGUUGAGAGAAUUUGGUAGAAGAUCAAAGCAUUUUCUCUUAGGUGAUCAUAUUAUCAACUCUCAUAACCAUUUCUCUUGGUAACAUAUGGAUAUUGUUAGGAGAAAAUUGAUCUUGGUCACUAUCGGGACUUAAAGGGUUAAUAUGUUUGUUAUCUGACAGAGUUGAUAAGAAGAGAGACAAAAUGGAGAGACAAAUACUAGACAGUCAAGAACGAGCAUUUUGGAAUGUCCAUAGACCACCAGUAAGAUAUCUUAUUACAUGUACCAGCUCCACUUGAUUACAUUACAUAAAAAAUGAUUGCCACGAAAAUGUAAAUCAUGUUCUAUAAAGUCUUCAAUAAUAUAUAGGUUAACCCAAGACUAAAAGCAAAGCUCCCAUUAAUAAACUUGUUAGUGGAUAACUUUAAAGAAACAUAUAACCUCGAUGGGUCAACACCUAAGCCAGCAAUAUGGUCAUAUGAUACUGUUCAGGGGAUACCCUGUUUUUACAGCUGUAAAUUGACCACAAUAGGGAUGUGCAAUAUCAGGUUGUCGGUAGGGUUUCCAUACUAGCUAGAAAGUAUGAGAUUUCAUAUUGGUUACCCUGUGGUUCAGACAGAUGGUCGGAGGAAGAUAUGGUGACCACCAAAAUUUCUCAGAUGGAUAGAUAACCAAAUUUUCUUAGCCAUGGGGCUCUGCUUAUGCAUGUACCACUAGUAAGCAGUCCCCAGGGCUGAAAUGAGACAUUUCUCCCAGUUAUGAUACAGAUUGCCUGCACCACAAGGACCAUGAUACAAUUUUUUUCAUCAUUAUAACUCACCAAUUUAUUUUCACACAAUUCUACCGGCUAUUUUGACUCGCAUGCUAACCCAAGGAAGUAUAGCAAAGCCAAGAAAGUCAGUCUUUUUUAUUUUACCUUCCUAAUUUCAAAUUUGAAAUUUCUUUUUGCUUCAACUGAGUCUUCAUGUUGAUGAUACCCCUGGGUGAUUAUAGUUUUAGAACUUCAUCUCCCUAUAUAUUCACAGUUGUUCUAUUUUUGUUUUCUUUUAGCCAGGUUGUGUGUCUGUAACUGAAAUUGAUAUUAAAAAGGCCUGCAAAGCAGCUGAUACAUCUCCAAAAAGAAAGAGAAAGGUAUAAAGCAUCAUGUGCAGUGAACAUAAUCAUCAUCAUCAUUAUCAUUAUCAUCAUCAUUGUUAUCAUCAUCCUCAUCAUCGUCAUCAUCAUCUUAUUAUUAUUAUUAUUAUUAUUAUUCACCCAUCACUAAUAAUUGCAAUAAUUGUGAUCAUUAUUAUUUUGCUUUGUCCAUAAUAGCAUUCCUUCUAAUUUUUUCCAAUUUUCUCAUAAGAUCAUUGGGGACGGUAAAAGAUUAAUAUUUUGUGAGAAAAAAUUGAAAUAUAAAAACUGAUGCACUCGUUUCAUCGACUUAUAUAUUAGAUCCCAAGCUCUCAUUUCCUUUGGACAAGCAGAUUGAAAGGCAGUCAGAAGAUUUUAAAAAAAGCAUUUGCUUGUUUUCUGGUUUUUUGUACUGACUGAGAUCCAGGACUGGAAAAACGGUCCCCGCCUAAUUGUCUGGGACGAGUAGAUUUCCUUCCUGGGCAAGUAAAUUUUUAAGCUUACUUUCCCCAAAUGGGCCAGGGUCCAGGCAAGUCAAAUCAUGAACUAAGACAAGCAAGCAAUGCCCUGAGCAGGUACGAUCAGGAAUUCAAGUUGGCUUUGAGCCCUGGAAACAGGCACAAAAUAUUAAAAUAAAGCAAUGUAAUAAUUUGUGCUUUUCUGUUUUAGGACCGUUUUUGGAACAAUGAUUCAUUGUCUUCUUCUCGCGCAAUUAAAAGGCCCUAA
This is a messenger RNA of Porites evermanni, 8907 nucleotides long. Lineage: Eukaryota; Metazoa; Cnidaria; Anthozoa; Scleractinia; Poritidae. The record is from the annotation of a GenBank genome assembly.